Messenger RNA from Aptenodytes forsteri (emperor penguin), 1568 nucleotides. RefSeq names its product PDZ domain containing 9 (gene PDZD9). Gene Ontology annotation, molecular function: protein binding. Lineage: Eukaryota; Metazoa; Chordata; Aves; Sphenisciformes; Spheniscidae. The transcript is spliced from 4 exons. The record is from RefSeq and is a predicted model, not a curated record.
AUGGCAAGUACAGUCCCUUCCCUCAUGUCAGCAGUAGGGUGUGAAACCAAUCUGCUAGAAAUUUAGAAAUUAAUCUCCUCUAUAAAUAUUCAUUUGAAAAAUUCUCUUUUUGAAGGGCAAUUGCCAGCACGGGAAAAUGUCUCUCAGCAAACACUGAUUGCAACAUUAAAGGCAAAUAUUAGGAUGAGUGAACAAGGAUUUGGUCUCAUAAUCAUACAGAAUGGGCCAUAUCUCCAGAUAACAAGCCUUGUUGAGAAAAGCUCUGCAGCUAACGAUAGAAAGCUAAAACCAGGUGAUGUUCUAAUAAAAAUUGGAUAUGCUGACGUUUUAGGAUGGACUCUGAGAGAGCUUAGGCAACUCCUGCACAAUAUUCCUGUAGGAACUACCCUACAAAUCAGAGUUUACAGAGAUUUUGUUGAAGUACCUCAACGCUGGCAAAAUGCGGUUGAAUUAAUUCCUGAAGCAAAGCUUCCUGUGAUGACAGCAGACACAAGCGAAGAUGCUGAGGAUGAAGACACCACCAGGUCGAGUAGUGAUGAGGAUGUAGACUUGGAAACUUUUCAGUAUAAAUCUUCCCAGUCAUACUGUUGUGAGUUCACUCAUAAGUUACCAUCAAUAUCCAAAAUUUGGCAGAUAUCCAAUACAGGCCAGACACUUAGAGUAGGCACAGACACUGGUUGUGAUGCUGUACUUCAUAAUGAUGUUGAUGCAUUGUGCAAUCCUAAGUUUGAUGCCAGUGAUGUUAGACCUCCCUCGUACUGGGCUAUGGAAAACAGUGAGACCAGUUCCUCUUCUUCCUGCCUUUCAUGUAUCAAAGACAUCCUAUCUGGAAGAAUUUGCCUUUGUUUCAGAAUAGCUCAAAACUUGACUUCUUCAAAACCUAGAUUUCUGAAGUUGUAUCUUACCUGUUUUAGUACAUGCCUAGACUUCCAAAAAACCUAAAUGUCCUAAGAUAUACGAAAUGAUAUAUGAGCUAUAUAAAGCUGUUUUAGCAAUGCCUUCCCUACCAUCAAAGCUGCCUAUCAAUGCUACUUGUGGAGAAGACAUUCAGAAACACUACCUCUGCUAGUCCUAGACAAGUAGCAGUUACAAGCUCUAAGGUCCAAUAUAUUCAUCUUUGUUUGAAGGUAAUUUUCUUCAUUUACUUGAUGUAAGGAUGGUGCAGACAGUUAUCAAGAACUUCUCCUGAAUACACGGACAACUAGUGGCAAUUACAGUAUUUGUCUGCAUCACAAUGAUAAUUUCUGAUAUCUCUAUUUUUUACAUUGACUAAAAUUCACCUUAUUUUCUCACUGUAGUUUUACAUUCAGUGUACAGAGCCAGACUUAUCAGCAGUUUAGAUACCAUUUUCAGUGGAAAAAACCUUAGCACAAAAUGUAGGAACUCAGCACUUUAUUUGAUGAGUGCAAGCCCACAAUUACUCCAGAUUAAUUUUCUGAAAGAACUGAAUUAAUAAAUAACAUGUUAGUAGUAAUUUAUUUAGAAUACAGGUGACUUAAAGCUCAGGUCCAUCUUGAAUCCACAUCCCAGUUUUGUUUUUACAGCUCAUCAAGAAAAGGAGUCUUUCC